AUGGAUCCAAUCUUAUACAGGGCGGCCAAAGAGGGAAAUGUUGAUGACCUCAUGAAAAAAGUAGAUCAACUAGAAGUCCAAGUGACCCCCAACAAAAACACAGUCCUCCACGUCGCAGCUCAAUUCGGCCAAACACAAUGUGUGAAAGAGAUCUUACAGAAGUGCAGUGGAUCACUGCUUUGUUGGGUGAAUAUCAAACGUGAGACUUCACUUCACAUUUCAGCAAGGGAAGGACACACCACCACAGUACAAGCACUCAUUGAUUCUGCAAAAGCAUUACCGGACGAUAAAGACCUCGAAAGCGGGACUAGAGUUAACAAGACCGAGAAGAUGCUAAGGAUGAGUAAUGUGGAGGGGGAGACGGCCUUGUAUGAGGCUGUGCGAAAUAAUCAUCUUGAGGUUGUUAAGAUUUUGAUGACAGAAGACCCUCAGUAUUUACAUCCACCCAACAAUGCCAAGGAGAAUCCGCUUUACCUAGCUGCCCAAAGAUGUUAUCCAUCUAUUCUGUCCAAAAUUUUGGAAAUUACCAUUUCAAAAGAUUACAUUUCACAAGAUUACAUUCGUCCAAAUGGACGAACGCCCUUACACGCGGCAACAAUUUCUUAUGACAAAGAAUGCGUAAAAAUAUUACACGACUUGAAGCCAUCACUAAUCAAGGAAGCAGAUGUAUCUGGAUGGAGACCACUUCACUAUGCUGCAUGGUUUGGUGAUGUAUCAGCAGUUAGACACCUACUUGAUCUAGAUAAAUCCGUGGCAUACCUUCCUGCAGAAACAGAUGACAAUAAGACGGCUCUUCACCUAGCAGCUAGUCAAGGUCAUCUAGAUGUGAUGAAAGAACUUCUCUCAUACUGUCCAGAUUGCUGGGAAAACAUCAACAAUAAAUGCCAGAAUAUCCUUCACAUUGCAGUGGAGCAUGAGAAAAGUGAAAUCAUCGAAUUUAUCUUAGAAAAUUCCUUUUCCAACAGCCUCAUAAAUCAGAAAGACACAGAUCGAAACACACCUCUUCAUUUGCUUUGUGCUAAAUCCGACUAUCUCAAUUACAGUCUCAAAGACGACCCUAGUGACCACAGCACGCCCUACCACAAGAAAAUUUUGACUGCACUCAAAGUAGUAUAUGGUGACAACCGUUACAUGUAUCCACAGGAGGUACCAGAGGUGGGUUGCCAAAACAAAUUCAAAUUACGCAAAGGAAAUGACUCUGCUCGAUUGAACGAGUUAGCUACUAAAAUUUCGGACAACAAUUUGAUAGUAGCUACACUUAUAGCGACCAUGACCUUUGCAGCUGGUUUCACUAUUCCAGGGGGCUAUGACGGCAAUGCUGGGCCAAAUCAAGGUAUGGCAGUUUUAGUAAGACGAGCAGCUUUCAAUGUAUUUGUUGUGACGGAUGCUAUUGCAAUGAUCUUCUCCAUUAAAGCUGUAUUUACCCACAUAUCUGCAUCCACUUAUAAAGACGAAGAUAAGCGUGCUAAUGGCUAUCGCAACGCUCUUGCAACCAUUAUAUGCGCUAUUGGAUCAAUGGUGGUUGCAUUUAUGACCGGCUUUUAUGUUGUGUUGGCACAUUCACCGGUGCUCGCAAUAAGUGUAAUCGUCAUUUGUUGCCUCUUUCUUCUAAAUGCUUUAAGUUGGUUCCUGGACGCAUACCUUGCAGUAGCUGAUGACUUUAAAAAUGACGUUAGGAGGCUCUUCGUUGAUUUCAAGAAGUUUACACGCAAAGCUAUCGACUCUUUACUUUCUGGAGGGCGCAAAGCUAUCAUCAUUCUAAUAGCGGUUUCCUUCCUUGCCGGCAUUGGAUAUGUUGGUUAUCUGUAUACCAAAUUUAAAUUAAAGCAUAAAUGGUUAUAG
This is a messenger RNA of Cornus florida, 1842 nucleotides long. Its product is annotated as protein ACCELERATED CELL DEATH 6-like. NCBI's taxonomy places the organism in Eukaryota, Viridiplantae, Streptophyta, Magnoliopsida, Cornales, Cornaceae. The transcript is spliced from 3 exons. The record is from RefSeq and is a predicted model, not a curated record. Gene Ontology annotation, molecular function: protein phosphatase regulator activity; protein phosphatase 1 binding. Gene Ontology annotation, cellular component: plasma membrane. The coding region runs from base 1 to 1842 and encodes 613 amino acids.